Messenger RNA from Haemonchus placei, 1962 nucleotides. The record is from the annotation of a GenBank genome assembly. NCBI's taxonomy places the organism in Eukaryota, Metazoa, Nematoda, Chromadorea, Rhabditida, Trichostrongylidae.
AUGGAGCUGUAUCAUAGACCACUUGUUCGUCCGAAAUGUGGCUACACGGGCACUGAUUGCCCAAAGCCGUUCUGGGAGCAGUAUGGCGUGUAUGUCAUGGUUGGAGGAGGGCUCAUGGUAGUUUUACUGAUUGUGACGGUGGUUCUAUUUGUUUACGCUGUGAGAAUUCGGAAGGAAGAGGAAGAGCAGCAGCGUUUGCUAUGGCAGAUCCCAUCUACGAAGCUGAGAAAGCCACCAACUUCGCGAGAACUUCAACAGGAGAGCAAACGUUCUCUACAGUCGGGUCCAUCGACGAUUACCGGAGACUCAAGACUUACACAAUCAAGUUUCGGCGACUACGAGAUCCAUUUUCUCGAAAAUGAUGCUGUUCUGACCAAAACAUAUCCAGCAGUUGGAUUGACAGAGGAUGACAAGUCCAUAUUUCCCCAGAUGAGGAAAUGGGAUCAUGAUAAUGUUAAUCGAUUCAUUGGGCUUUCGAUUGAUGGCUCCGAAUACAUAGCUAUUUGGCGAAUGUGUUCCAGAGGUACUCUACAGGAGCUCAUCUCGAAGGGCUCAUUGUGGGUCGAUCCGUUCUUCAUGCUAUGUAUAAUGAGAGAUAUCGCUGAGGUAAGUCGUUUCAUAAAGGCAUUGCGAUCAAGGAAACCUAAGGGUACUCGCUUCCUGCAGAACUCGAUCAUUGAUUGUCACGGUCGCCUCUCUUCAAACUGUUGUUUGGUGACUGACAGUUGGCAAGUUAAAAUAUCGGACUAUGGCACCGAUUCUCUGCGAGAGAAUGAUCGUCUCAAGAAAAGACGUCUAUUAUGGCUAGCUCCUGAACAUCUACGAUCUCCGGAGACCUCGGUGAAAAAGUCCAAAGAGGGCGACAUAUAUUCUUUUGCUAUUAUCGCCUCUGAGGUGGUAACGCGGAAAGCGGCAUGGAACUUGAGUGAACGAAAAGAACGAGUUGAUGAAUUGCUCUAUAUGUUGAAAAAAGGAGGACCUGCACCACCUCGACCAGAUCUCAACGUAGACGGCGAAAUCAAUGUGGCGGUGCUUCACCUUAUUCGCGAUUGCUGGAACGAAAAGCCGGCAGACCGCCCAAACUGUGAAACUCUGUGCAAUAUGUUGAAGACGAUGAUGCCAGACAACAAGGCCAACUUAAUGGAUCAUAUGUUUAAUAUGUUGGAAGACUACACCACAACACUUGAGUUGGAUGUCGAAGAACGAACAAAGCAAUUGCAGGAGGAAAAGAAGAAGGCUGACGUUCUUUUGGGAAAGAUGCUGCCCAGGCAAGUAGCGGAUCGCUUGAAGUUAGGACAAGCAGUGGAACCAGAGAGUUUCGACAGCGUCACAGUGUUCUUCUCUGAUGUGGUCAAAUUUACUCAACUAGCUGCUAAGUGUACUCCGUUUCAAGUUGUGAACCUUCUCAACGAUCUUUACAACGGGUUCGAUUCAAUCAUUGAGGAUCAUUCCGCGUACAAGGUAGAAUCGAUUGGUGAUGGCUAUUUGUGCGUCUCUGGUCUCCCAGUAAGAAAUGGUUCAGCUCAUAUCAAGGAAAUAGCUGAGCUGUCACUAUCGUUCAUGAAAUUUGUGGAUGAGUUCAGAGUAGUUGCUCUUCCGAGAGAAAGAGUUCAGCUUCGAAUAGGACUAAACUCAGCGAGUCACAUUCAUAUGUCCAAGGAAGCGCACGACUUGCUUGUUAACGGAUACCAUGCAGACUAUGAGACACAGUCAAGAGGAGAAGGAAAAGGUGUGAUGGAGACAUUCUGGUUGAUUGGCCGUCGAGCAGCUUCCUCCACCAGAUUUCCAUCUGAAGAACGUGUGAAGCAAAAAACAGAAGAGCAUUCUGAGCAACUCAAAGACGAUCCAAACAUUUCUGCAGAGCUGAAUACUGCACAGAAGACGCCACCAUCGACUCCGGGCUCUGUUUCCUCUAAUACAAUGUACAAAGAGUACUUACGUAGCACAAUUGAAGUCUCAUAG